Messenger RNA from Raphanus sativus (radish), 897 nucleotides. RefSeq names its product cyclin-dependent kinase inhibitor 6. Gene Ontology annotation, biological process: negative regulation of cyclin-dependent protein serine/threonine kinase activity. The record is from RefSeq and is a predicted model, not a curated record. The coding region runs from base 127 to 663 and encodes 178 amino acids. The transcript has 3 exons. Lineage: Eukaryota; Viridiplantae; Streptophyta; Magnoliopsida; Brassicales; Brassicaceae. Gene Ontology annotation, molecular function: cyclin-dependent protein serine/threonine kinase inhibitor activity. Gene Ontology annotation, cellular component: nucleus.
CCUUCAACUCUCCUCGCUCUUUCUCUCUCUCUCUCCCACCAAAAUCUCCUCUGCUUUUUACUAAUAAGAAGCGAACCAAAAAUAGAAAGAAACCAGAGAACAGAGAGAGAAAGAGAGAGAGGGAAGAUGAGCGAGAGAAAUCGCAACAGCAAGCGAGAAUCGCGAGAGCUUGAAGCUUCCAUCACAAGCGUCGUCACGCCACUCAAGAAGAAGAAGCUCGACGAUUCUUCUUCUUCAGCGGACUCUCGUGCCGUCGUCCUCGCGAUUCCUUCUCCUCCCGUGGCUUCGACGCAAGGUAGAUACUCUGUCACCUCCGAAGACGAUGAUAAGAGCUCCAUCAUCAGCUCUGGCUGUUUCAGCGGUGGUGAAUCGAACGAAACCGUGAGGAACAAUCCAUCCUCUGGUGUAGUAGAUCUGGAGGAGAUAGCGAGCGAGGCUUUGGGAGAAACAACAGAAUCAUCAUCAUCGUCGGCGUUAAAGAGGGAUAAACCCCCACCGGAAGCGAGCAAGAUUUCGACGGCGGAGGAGAUUGAAGCGUUCUUAUCGGAGCUAGAAGGCGGUGACGACGAUAAACAGAAGCGAUUCAUUGAGAAGUACAACUUCGAUAUCGUCAAUGAUAAACCGCUUCAAGGUCGUUACAUGUGGGAUCGACUCAAGCCAUGAAUCGCAUGAGUUGGUUGGAAUUGGAUGAAGAAGAAAAAUAAAAUAGGUUUAUUAUCAUCUACUUAACAUUCUACUUGACUUGUACAGCUCUUCGUUUUACUUUUUGCUAAUCAGUUUUAGCCUAUGUUAGUUCCUUCCUAUGAACAAAGGAAAGUUGGUUCUUGAACCGUUUAGUACAUUGGAUGCUUAUUACUAUUAUUUUAUCUCAACAUUUGUUUUCAUGUGUUUCUUGUU